UGAGUGCGCGCUGCAGAGGAAGUGGCGGCUGAUCUCGGUCCGCACCUUUUCCGGUAACAGCCCCGCCACCGCUGUGCCUGACUGAACGGCUGGAGACACAGAGGGAGGAAGACAAAUCGAGAGCGGCAAGAGUGGGGGAGAAACGGCCCGGGGGACUGGGGAAUGGUCGCCGCAGACGCAGGGGGAAGGAAGAGAAGAAAGUCGGAUGAAUCAAUGACCUUUUGAGCGGUCCUCCUGUGGUUACCCCGGUACUGAAGCGGACUCGGAAGGCUCUGAAUUGUCGCCGCCGGUUAGCGAAGAAAAUCGGCGUGCUUCGAAAUUCACCGAGGGGGAAUAAGCUAAGUGUGGACAGCCGGCGGCCAAGAAGGAAGUGGGAUCCCCCGGCUUGGCCUGGGCCUGAUUUAUAUUGUCCUUAGGUUGAAAGAACUCCUCAAACCAGACUCUGCUCGGUCACCUGGGAGGAAAAAAGGAUCUUGUAAGCAGAGUCGACCCAUAUUUUUGUUGGUUUUGGGAGGGAGUGUGUGGUCUAAGCCGACUUUGAAAGAAGGGAAUGCCGUUUUUUCGUCUCACAUCGGAGGGCAGUGGAUCAUGAAAACAUAUCCCCACCCAAAUCUACAAAAGCACCCCAUGAAGUCCCUCUGAUUCCUCAGGUCAGAUUACCUCAAUCCAGCUCAUUGUACUGUAAAGACCUAAACGCUGCUGCCAGCUCUCAGAUUUUUUUUUUGACACUUGUGUCAACCCACUGUUGUCACGUGUGUAGCUUCACGUUGAACCCGGGCCUUCUCUGUUGUCCUGAAAACAAGCUUGGCUCUAAUUAGGAGUUCCCCUUCUUCUUCUAACAAAGUAUUUAUGCACAGUAAACAAGAUGGGGAAGAUGCUGUCAAAGAUCUUUGGCAACAAGGAGAUGAGAAUAUUGAUGCUUGGACUUGACGCUGCCGGGAAAACCACCAUCCUGUACAAGCUGAAACUGGGACAGUCGGUCACCACCAUCCCCACGGUGGGGUUCAACGUGGAAACCGUCACCUACAAGAACGUCAAGUUCAACGUGUGGGACGUGGGCGGCCAGGACAAGAUCCGGCCCCUCUGGAGACAUUACUACACGGGCACGCAGGGCCUGAUCUUUGUGGUGGACUGCGCCGACAGGGACCGGAUCGACGAGGCCAGGCAGGAGCUCCACCGGAUCAUCAACGACCGGGAGAUGAGGGACGCCAUCAUCCUGAUCUUCGCCAACAAGCAGGACCUGCCGGACGCCAUGAAGCCCCACGAGAUCCAGGAGAAGCUGGGCCUGACCCGGAUCCGGGAUAGGAAUUGGUACGUUCAGCCCUCGUGCGCGACGACAGGGGAUGGACUAUACGAGGGCCUGACCUGGCUUACCUCAAAUUACAAAUCCUAAUGUUUCCUCCCACCCACCAGCUUGGACGUUUCGAGACACACACACACACACACUCACAAAAAAAAGUAGCAGAGAAUUAAAAAAAAACAAAAAAAAACAACAAAACAAGGAUGCAAUUUGAAGCAAUUAAUUCAAUUCAAUUAUCUCUUUGCUUAAUGUGUAUUGAAGAGAGUCGUAAUUUACUUAUUGGUUUAUUUUUCUUUACGACAAGUAUUUCACUUUAAUCCCAAAUUUUCAGUUAAACAAAAAAAAAAAAAAGUGUCUUUAGUUUUCUUUAGUUCUGAAUCUGUGUAAUCAGUUCUGUUAAUCUACACAUCUUACUCUUGUGCUUUUUACUGCAUUUUGCUUUUGUUUCUUCAUGAUUGUAUCAUUUCUUUUAAAGGGGGACUCACCUGAACGGUGCUGCCUCCCACCUCUCCUACUUAGUUCACGUCCUGCGCUCUCACAACCCAGCUACAUAUCCAAAGGAUGGGGGGGGGGGGGAAAAGCCCAGAAACCGAUUCCUAGAUCAGCAUAUCACUUUUGAAGGCUCGGGGGUGGGGGGGGGUGGAUGCCUCCGUUUUCUGUCAGAAUGUGUACUAUGGAUGUGUUAUUAGGACCUUUUUAAAAAGUUCAACUGAUUGUACUGGGAUGAAUGAGAUGUGGAAGCUCCUCUCUCCUGUGCAGUGGUUCCAUCCGUGAUAAUGUCCAACAUGGACACUGGAUAUUCACACUGUGAUAUGGAUAUAUAAAUAUAUAUAUAUAUGUAAGUUUUUUUGGGUGGGGGGGGUUGUUUCAGGGUCAGAAUCUGUUACCAACCAGUCUCUUGUCAUCUCCACUCUCGUUUCUCUCAGAGCUUCCAUUGAGUGUUUUGUAGUUUUCAGCUGCCUUAGGCCGGACCAGGGUCCCAGGUGUCCCCCCCCCCCAUCUCUCCCCGUCCUCCCCGAAACUGAGACAGUCGCAACGGCGAAGGGUAUUCUCAGCCGCUGAGUUUGCACUUUGAAUGGGAGAAGGGAGGGGGGUUGAGCAACUUGCUGGUAGUGCAUACUUUUUUUGGGGGGGGGAUUUUUUUUUUAUCUGUGUUUUUGAGUCCCCAAAGGGUUUUAAAAUGUUCCCCCCCCCCCCCCCACUCGCCUCCAAAACAGGUGCUUCUUUACUUUUUUUUUUUUCUUUUUGUUUGUUUUAAACAUCACCAGCCCGUUUGAAGUCCUGCAGUCAAUUCUGUUAAAAGUUUAAAACCAUAUUGCUGUUUAAUUCUUUUCCCCCCCAGUACCUUUUUUUUGUUUGUUUGUUUUUUUCUUAUGCUAAUGUUGUUGAAAUAAUAAAAGAAAUAUAUAUCCAGAU
Messenger RNA from Poecilia reticulata (guppy), 2716 nucleotides. It is a transcript of the gene arf6a, whose product is annotated as ADP-ribosylation factor 6a. Lineage: Eukaryota; Metazoa; Chordata; Actinopteri; Cyprinodontiformes; Poeciliidae. The record is from RefSeq and is a predicted model, not a curated record. Gene Ontology annotation, molecular function: GTP binding; GTPase activity.